GUAACAGAACGUUGCCUCUGGGCUCCUGUGAAUUGUGGACACGCACUGACUCGGUUUGGGAGGCAGGGAGUGACAAACAUAUUUCUCUGAAAGGGAUUUUGCUGUACUCCCAUGUCUAUUUUAAAAACCUUAUAGACUUUUUAAGUUUCACGUUUUCGUGUGUCUGCUGCACUGACGUGGCGAGUUUUGCGUUUCAAAAGCGGAUAAAACGCUCAGGUGUUUGUUUUUCAUAGGUGGAUUUUCUGACUUUUAAAAAAAAUUCUUCCUAAGUAGAGCAGCGAAAGGAGGUUUUCCCCUGCGGUAUAUUUCUUUAUUGCAAUACUCUCGUUUACCACGUCGGUGUUUUUCUUGCUUUCGUUUUUAAAUAUUUAAUUUGUAACCACCGACAACGCCGAGUGGCCACGUUGGAACAAACAGAUUGAAGAUGGACGAGGCAGAGAAGUACAAACAGAGACUGCAGGCGAUCACUGAGAAGCGUCGUCUGCAGGAGGAACAGGAGAGGGCCAAGAGGGAGAUGGAGGAGGAGAGGCUGAGGCUACAGCAGCUCAAGAGGAAGUCUCUUAGAGACCAGUGGCUGAUGGACGGCCCCUCUUCUCCCACAUCCUCAGAGCCUCGUUCCCCGCUGUGGGGCUCCCAGGCCCAGGAGAUGGAGCAACACAUAGACAAGUUGCAGACAGAGAGUCAACGUUUAGCGGAGGAGGAGGAGAAACUGGAGCAGCCGAUGGAAGAUGGCCGAGCUAAUGCAGCGGCGGUGGUGGAGGCUACAGCAGAAGCAGUCCAAGCAGAUAUCUUGGAGAAUGGACAGGAAGAAGUAGAGUCCGAAUCCGUUCUAGGAACAGUUGAGGCAGCACUAUUGGAAAGAGCUGAGAUCCUCACCAAUGGGAGAGGAGAGGGGGAGGGGCAAGCUGCUACCCACGAUGCAUCAGAGGAGGGCGGACUGCCCAACGGCACCACCGGUCCAGUGACGGUCGUCCCCGAAGAUGGUGCCGUUACCAUGAUGUUCCUGGGGUUCACGGAGGCGGAGCCAGGCGAGGCUCCGGUAAUCGAGGAAGGAGGAGUGAUCAUGAUGAGAGCGGAGCGAGUGAUUAUCAAUGACGAGGGAGACGAGCUGGCAAAUGACCUUUCCUCUCCGGGGCAGGAACAGGAAGUAGACUCGGCCGCGUUCAAUAAGAGCUCAGAAUCUCCUGAGGAAGGAGGAAUUGAGGAGGCGAAACCAGAGACAACUCCUGAAGAGUCCUCAGAAGUAGCAAAAGAGACUGAGGCAGACACAGUAACCAGAGGUUUAGGAGAAGGACAGAUGGACACAGUAACCGGAGGUUUAGGAGAAGGACAGAUGUACACAGUAACCAGAGGUUUAGGAGAAGGACAGAUGGACACAGUAACCGGAGGUUUAGGAGAAGGACAGAUGGACACAGUGACCAGAGGUUUAGGAGAAGGACAGAUGGACACAGUAACCGGAGGUUUAGGAGAAGGACAGAUGGACACAGUAACCGGAGGUUUAGGAGAAGGACAGAUGGACACAGUAACCGGAGGUUUAGGAGAAGGACAGAUGUACACAGUAAGCAGAGGUUUAGGAGAAGGACAGAUGGACACAGUAACCGGAGGUUUAGGAGAAGGACAGAUGGACACAGUGACCAGAGAUUUAGGAGAAGGACAGAUGGACACAGUAACAGGAGAUUUAGGAGAAGGACAGAUGGACACAGUAACAGGAGAUUUAGGAGAAGGACAGAUGGACACAGUGACCAGAGAUUUAGGAGAAGGACAGAUGUACACAGUGACCAGAGAUUUAGGAGAAGGACAGAUGGAGGGUGUGGCAAACGGUGGUGGAGAGGAAGAGGCACAGCCAGUAGAGGAAGCUCCUGUGUCUGAUCUGCAGGCCCCAGAUGAUGGCGUGGUGGCUGCCGUUCCCGUCUACUCUGAGACCUUACUCACACCCAGGCCCGACGCAGAGGGAGAGGCUGCAGGCGAGCCGGCAGAGGGCGAUGUGGAAGUGAAGACUGAAAUGGAAGUCAAGGGGGAAGAGGAGGCCUCGGUGGCCCCAGAAUCAGCCAUCCUCCCUGGGGGCCAGUUCCUGGAGGUGUCCCUAGUGGAGCCCUGGACUGAGGCAGAGCCUGAGCAGGAGCCCCUGCUGUUCCCAUCCAAGGCCCAGACCCUGGGGGAGCAGGCUCCAGCCGCCCCAGAGACACUGACCGCUACCAGGGGAGAGGCGGAGGGAGGGGUCGGUGUGGCUCCCAAACGCAAGACCUGCCAGUGCUGCUCCGUCAUGUGAUCAAUCAUUUCGCUCGCGCUCUAUCUCCCUACCAGAUUCUCCAAUGCUUUCUCUGUGUAAUACUACAAGAGGGACUUGACUCUGCCUCUAACACUGUGAAUGAUGGGGGGUGGUAAGAUGGUGUGUUAUUACUGAAGUGCCUUGUGGAUCUCCUUCCCUAAGAGUAUAGUUACCCAUCCAGAGGAACCUGGGUUUUGUUCAGUAGGGCGAAGUGCUUUGAAAUGAAAAAUAAAACCCAGUGUUUUUCUUGUUGGACCAGGUCCAGGUAGGCCCUCCCUGUUUGAGUCAGUUGUUUUCCUUUUGAUUCUAAUGAACACAACCCUGUCAGCCUUGGCUGUGUUACUGUUGGCUGGUACUGAGAAUGAAAGACCAGUCUUAAUCCAUUAUGCUGUAUCUGUGUAUCCACCCUACUAUUCACACAGAACCUGCUUUCAACUGAACUGGACUACAUAUCCAGGUUGUGAUAGGAAUUCUGUCGGGGGGGGGCUGAUGAUUGAAUCAUGACCAGUACAGUAGGGAUGAGACAGAAAGGCCUGAUGAUUGAAUCAUGACCAGUACAGUAGGGAUGAGACAGAAAGGGCUGAUGAUUGGAUCAUGACCAGUACAGUAGGGAUGAGACAGAAAGGCCUGAUGAUUGAAUCAUGACCAGUACAGUAGGGAUGAGACAAAGGGCUGAUGAUUGGAUCAUGACCAGUACAGUAGGGAUGAGACAGAAAGGCCUGAUGAUUGAAUCAUGACCAGUACAGUAGGGAUGAGACAGAAAGGCCUGAUGAUUGGAUCAUGACCAGUACAGUAGGGAUGAGACAGAAAGGGCUGAUGAUUGAAUCAUGACCAGUACAGUAGGGAUGUGACAGAAAGGCCUGAUGAUUGAAUCAUGACCAGUACAGUAGGGAUGAGACAGAAAGGCCUGAUGAUUGAAUCAUGACCAGUACAGUAGGGAUGAGACAGAAAGGGCUGAUGAUUGAAUCAUGACCAGUACAGUAGGGAUGAGACAGAAAGACCUGAUGAUUGAAUCAUGACCAGUACAGUAGGGAUGAGACAGAAAGGCCUGAUGAUUGAAUCAUGACCUGUACAGUAGGGAUGAGACAAAGACCUGAUGAUUGAAUCAUGACCUGUACAGUAGGGAUGAGACAGAAAGGCCUGAUGAUUGAAUCAUGACCAGUACAGUAGGGAUGUGUCAAAUGAAACCCUAGUCCUUACAAAGUGAUCUACUGUUGACCUGGGUCUGGGUCUAUGUUCUCUGGUCGAAGGUAGGUCACUGAGUGUACAAAACAUUAGGAACACCUGCUCUUUCCAUGACCGACUGACCAGGUGACGCUAUGAUCCCUUAUUGAUGUCACUUGUUAAAUCCACUUUUUUAUCCUUGAGACAUGGAUGGGGUACGUGUGCCAUUGAGGGUGAAUGGGCAAGACAAAAUAUUGAAAUGCCUUUGAACAGGGUUUGGUGGCAGGUGCCAGGCGUACCGGUUUCAGUGUCGAAGAACUGCAACGCUGCUGUUUUUCACACGCAACAGCAUUCUGUGUGGAUUAAGAAAGGACCACCACUCAAAGGACAUCCAACCAACUUGACACCACUGUGGGAAGCAUUGGAGUCAACAUGGGCCAGCAUCCCUGUGGAAUGCUUUCAACACCUUGUAGUCCAUGCCUGGAAGGAACUGGGGCUGUUCUGAGGGCAGAAAGGGGGUGUAAUUCAAUAUUAGAAAGGUGUUCCUCAUGUUUUGUACACCGUGUAUGUAAAGGGAAUAGUGGGCCUUUUUGGGUGCACUUAUGUCUCAACUUGAUAGUCUACAUACAAUUUGAGAUCUUUAUUCCAUUGUCUUUCUAUUUGUUGUAUGUGUUACCCUUCUUGCCUGCUUGAGUGUUAUCAAGGUUUGUAACGUUCCAUUAACUUUCAGAAAAUUCCCGGGUUUUCCAGAAAUCAAAAUUCCCAGGUUUUCCUAGUUGGAGGAUUUUGGAUCUCCUGCCUAUUCCUUCCAGAUUCAGGGAAUCUUCCAACCAGGAUUUCUGGAAAACCUCACAUUUUUCAGAAAGUGGCCAGCAUUUUGCAACCUUACCAUCUUGAAUCUUAUUUUGGUCCAUUAUCAAUUGUUAAAGGGAAAGUAUGUUUUUAUAUCUAAAUUCUAUGCAUUUUAUUUUAUCAGUGUAUUUUCCAUAGAAUACACACAGCGCUCUGGCAUGUAUAUAGCCACCAUGAAAUCAAGCGGGAGUUUAUGUAUAGAAUGUGUUUUUUUCAAGCAAUGGUUUAAUGAUUAAACUGACAUUUGUGAAAUAUUA
Salmo salar (Atlantic salmon) is the source of this 4542-nucleotide messenger RNA. The record is from RefSeq and is a predicted model, not a curated record. Lineage: Eukaryota; Metazoa; Chordata; Actinopteri; Salmoniformes; Salmonidae.